AUGCCUCUUUUACCUACAGGUGCCUCGUUUUGUAGAGCAAAUUGCACAGUGAUGCGGCAGAUGCGGAUACGAGCGUUGAGUUACUUACACACUGGGGAACGUGUGCGAGGCCUGAGGAGAGACCCGGCAAGCUACUUGGCAAACCCGUACGGGCUGAAAUACGGCUCCGUGGAUAAAGACAGCUACCAGGAUAGGAUAAAGUCCCUGCUACAUUUGAAGGAAUUGGGGAUCGAGCUGGAAGAUUCGCUGAUCUUACAAUGCCUCACGCACAAGUCGUUUGCCCACGGGAUUGUGCCCUACAACGAAAAAUUGAACGUUUUAGGUACACAGUAUCUGAAGUUCAAGCUGGCGUGCUUCUCAGUGGACCCAAAUAAUGCAGAACCGAGCAAGAGUGGUAACAGUGUAUCGUUGGUCAAUGGACGUAACUUCGACAGAUUGGGCUCCAAAUGGAGCAGGAACUUGAUCUCCGAUGGUCUCAUUUACAAGUUUAUCAAGAAAAGUGGGUUACGCAAACUGAUCUUUUGGAAAAUGCGGAACCCGGACGCAUCGUACAUGGAAAACGGUGAACCGAAAAUUUUAUCCACAGCAUUAAACUCUCUUCUGGGGGCCAUGCUGAUAACCAAUGGUCCCGGAAAGACAGACAGGUUUAUCAACGAUUUCUUAUUGAACAGCAAGGAACAGUUGUCCCUGAUUAGCCUGAAGAAGGAAAAGACAUAA
Messenger RNA from Huiozyma naganishii CBS 8797, 717 nucleotides. RefSeq names its product mitochondrial 54S ribosomal protein mL57 (gene MRPL15). The transcript has a single exon. The record is from RefSeq and is a predicted model, not a curated record. Lineage: Eukaryota; Fungi; Ascomycota; Saccharomycetes; Saccharomycetales; Saccharomycetaceae. Gene Ontology annotation, molecular function: ribonuclease III activity; structural constituent of ribosome. Bases 1 to 717 code for a protein of 238 amino acids. Gene Ontology annotation, biological process: mitochondrial translation; RNA processing. Gene Ontology annotation, cellular component: mitochondrial large ribosomal subunit.